This is a messenger RNA of Iphiclides podalirius (scarce swallowtail), 1203 nucleotides long. The record is from the annotation of a GenBank genome assembly. NCBI's taxonomy places the organism in Eukaryota, Metazoa, Arthropoda, Insecta, Lepidoptera, Papilionidae.
AUGCCAGUUCAGCAAAUUAACGUUAAGAAUUCGUCGGAUAUCGAAAGUUGGGAAUGGGGUGGUGGAUGUGGAAGAGAAGCAGUCCGGGCAGGAUCGGGAAGCAGCCGCACGUCAUGUAGUAAUUCUAGUGGUGACAUCUGUCGUAUUUGCCACUGCGAGAGUGAACCUCAUAAUCCCUUACUGGCACCAUGCUACUGCUCUGGUAGUCUUAAAUAUGUUCAUCAGAGUUGCUUGCAGCAAUGGUUGACAGCAUCAGAAACUAGAUCAUGUGAAUUGUGCAAGUUCAAUUUCAUUAUGCAUACAAAAAUAAAACCAUUCAAUGAAUGGCGGUUACUUGAGAUGUCGGGUGUGGAACGGCGUAGAUUAUGCUGCGCUGUUUUGUUUCACUGUGUUGCCGCUCUUUGCGUUAUGUGGUCAUUGUUUGUCCUUAUUGAGCGAGCAGUAGAAGAGGUCAACCGUGGUCUUAUUGCAUGGCCCUUUUGGACGAAACUGGUGGUCGUUGCGGUGGGUUUCACGGGUGGCGCUGUGUUCAUGUAUAUACAAUGCCGUCAGUACCUGCACCUCUGCAAUAGAUGGAGAGCGCACAAUAGGAUCCUGCUGAUCCAGAACGCGCCCGAGAAGCUGCCGAUGGGCGGUUCGCCGCCGGCGCGGUGCAAGCGGCGCGAGCGGGGCGGGCGCGCGCAGGCGGUCGCGAGCGUCGAGCCGCCGCCGCCGGCCGCCUACCGCGAGGAGGACGAGAGCGGCGGCUUCGAGAGCUACCGCGCCAACCCGCGCCGCCUGUCCGCGCUCGAGCCGCGCCGCCACUCGGACGCGCACUCGCACACGCACGAAUCGCCCGCGGCCGCACGCGCGCACGGCCACGCCCCGCCGCCGCUCGUCGCUUCGGCCGCGCCCGCCGUCGAGGGAGGCGUCUACCACAUCAGCGUGGACCCGCUCGAGGCGGACAUAAGGGAGCUGCUGGCCUUGGAGGCGAGGAGGGAGGCGCGCGCGGCCCGCUCGCUGCCCAACCUGCGGGCCAGCCGCGAGAGCUUGCUGCCGGCGCCCGCCCACGCCCACGCCCACGCGCCGCUCACCGCGCACGUGACCCACACGCCGCACGUGACCCACGCGACGCUCGUGACCCACGCGCCGCACGUGACCCAAGCGACGCUCGUGACCCAAGCGACGCACGCGCCCCCCACCGCUGCGCAGGAGCAGGGCUCC